AUGGCACGCAGCAAACAAACCGCGCGGAAGUCCACUGGUGGUCGUGCCCCCCGCAAACAACUCGCGAGUAAAGCGUUCAGAAAAUGGUCGCGGUCGGAACAAUCGCUAACCCCGCUUCACCGCGCUGCCAUUGGUGGAAGCGAUGGGAUCCUGAGGGCUCUGCUUAUCAAAAGACGGGCUAACGUGGAAAAGAAGGACAACUUUGGCCAAACGCCCCUUCAUCAUGCCGUUAAAAAUGGCCAUCUAGGAGCUGUCGCACUUCUUUUGGCCCAUAAUGCAUCAGUAUCAUCACGAGACACGAAAUCCUUCACGCCUCUAACUUAUGCAGUCACUCACGGCCAACUAGAAAUCUUCAACCUUCUACUAGAAAACGGAGCUGUGCUAUCAACCUUAUGCUCAGAUAACCGCACACUGUUGCACCACGCUGCACAACAUGGCCACAUUGAAUUUUCAACUAUUUUGCUGCAUAAGGGUUUGUCUCUUCGAGAUCAAGACGAUGAUCAUCGGGUCGCCUUGGACUAUGCUGUCUACAACCAACACUGGGACCUCGCCAAAUUGCUAUUGAAGGAGGGGCGGGCUCGUUGGGUAUCGACCCAAUCGCAACACGAAGACGAAGAAAAUCCCCAUUCGGCGUUUCCUGAUGACGACGCCGCUGUCUCGCAAAUGGAAAGUGAAUCUGGAGGUGUUCGCCAGAACUCCUUGGCAAUAGCUGUGCGUCUAGGCAGGGACGAUCUCAUACACCGAUUAUUGGAUGAACACGGCUGCCACCUAGAUGGCGUCUCGGGAGAACGUGACCCUUUAUAUUUUGUUGUGGAAGGGGGACACCAGAAAUGUGUCGAGGUCCUUUUAUCAGCUGGUGCCGUUGCCAACAAGAAUAUCGGGCCAGGCACGGCGCUGCUAGAGUGCGCGAUGCGGCUCCACCACCACGACAUCACGGUCACCUUGCUGCGUGCCAGGAUUGUUCCGCAUCCUGAGAUCAGAUUUGACUGUCCCCACAGUCAAGUUAUUCCACUACUGGCGAUACGAGAGGCUGGUGAGGUAGCACAGCUUCUGUCAUAUACCCCUACCCUCGACAGUCUGUCCAUGUGGCUCGUUGAGAUUGCCAGGUUCAAGCACAGUCUGAGAACUACGACAAUGGGAACGAGAUCCCAGACGAGAGAAGCAAACACCAAUCAAAUCAGGGACUUGCAAGACGCUGUUGUCACUGCACUAGACACUAGCUUUGACGCCGUCUUCUUUCUCGUCGGUGCUAUUGAACCCGCAAUUCUCAAGAAUAUCCUGACCGUGGACCCUGCUAUACACAGGAAAGCUUGGGGAAGGCUUCCAUCGAAGCUCAACCGUCUAACAGACAAAGACCUAAUUGCCUGUCUCUCUAAGGCGGGUUUUACACUACCUUCCCCAGUCUCAUCAUUUCAACCACCCAUACACUCUCUUUACGAUGCCUGCGAUGCCGGGUCUAUGACCAAAGCACAAAGGUAUCUACAAAAAGGGCGCGGGGGUGUUGACAUGCUGGGACCUCGAAACCGAACUCCCUUACAUGCAGCCGCGCAACAGGGCCACCUUGAAAUCGUCAAGCUGCUUGUAGACUACGGUGCAGACUUGACGGCCGCAACUUUCUUUGGCAGCACAGCAGAGAAGCUUGCAGAGAAAUAUCAUCACCCAGCAGUUGCAGCAUUCUUAAAAGUAGCUCGGAUGCGACAGGACAAGGGAUCAAAGAGUAGUGCGGAGUGA
This is a messenger RNA of Fusarium sp. VM40, 1731 nucleotides long. Lineage: Eukaryota; Fungi; Ascomycota; Sordariomycetes; Hypocreales; Nectriaceae. The record is from the annotation of a GenBank genome assembly.